AUGGCCGAUCAGAAGCAGCGUGACAAGUGCCUCCGCGAGGUGGAAAUCAUGAAGAAGCUCAGCCACCCGCACAUCAUCCAGUUCAUCGAUUCCUUCAUCCACAACAACGAGCUCAUCAUCGUCACCGAAUGGGCCGAACGCGGAGACCUCAAGAAACUCAUCAAGGAUAAGGAAAGCGAGGAUUUGCAAUUCGACGAACCCACCAUUUGGGACUUCAUGAAACAGAUCGCCAGCGCGCUCCAGCACAUGCACGACAAACGCAUCAUGCACCGUGAUCUCAAGCCUGCCAACAUCUUCAUCUCCAAUGACGGAUCCCUCAAGAUUGGCGACCUUGGACUCGGCCGAAGCUUCAGCUCUGAGACCCUUGAGGCCUAUUCGAAGGUGGGCACGCCGCUUUAUAUGUCUCCAGAGCUCAUCCAGGAUUCAGGGUAUACGUAGAAUGCUGAUGUUUGGUCGUUGGGAUGCAUUUGCUACGAGCUGGCUGAGCUCAAGUCUCCUUUCCGCAACAAGGAGGAGAAGAUGUCUUUGAUGGAUCUUUUCGACAACAUCACAAAGUGUAACUACCGGCCUAUCGAUGCUCGUUUUUCGCCUCAGCUCAAGGAAGCCAUCCGCAACAUGAUCGUGGUUGAUCCUACUAAGAGAUGGUCAUCUGAGCAAGUCUACAACUAUGCCACCAAGUGCCUGGAAGAGGUGAGAAAGCCACUCCUCGAUCCCAUCAUCGCUAUGGACGAUAUUUCCAUCAAGCUUCACCUCCUCAACUACGAGUCAGACUUCUGCAGAGCAGCUGAAAGAAAGCCAUUCCACAAGCUGUACUUUGCUCUUCAGGACCAGCAGCAAAAGGAAGAAAACUAUCAACUUUUUUACUUCCUUGAGCUGGCAUAUUGGAUAAUGGCUCUCUCCAAGCCGGAGAAAAAGAAGGACAAGCUCGCCAUCUACACGAAGACUUUGAUCGACUGGUCGUCUCCUGAUUCUGCUUGCGAGAAGCUGCUUGCCGAUCUUGCGGGUUACGGGGUGAAGCUGUAG
This is a messenger RNA of Nymphaea colorata (pocket water lily), 1023 nucleotides long. RefSeq lists its product as uncharacterized. The record is from RefSeq and is a predicted model, not a curated record. Gene Ontology annotation, biological process: protein phosphorylation. Gene Ontology annotation, molecular function: protein kinase activity; ATP binding. NCBI's taxonomy places the organism in Eukaryota, Viridiplantae, Streptophyta, Magnoliopsida, Nymphaeales, Nymphaeaceae. The transcript has a single exon.